UUUCGACGUUUGUCAUUGUCACUUCACUUUCACUUUGUUUUGUCUUUGUCAGUUUUGUGACCCGGCUUUACGGUUCGUUUGAUUUGAUUCACAAAUCACAUAAAAAUAUUAUUUGAUUUUUUAUUGUUUUCGUUGGUUACUUGGUUAGAUAGACGGGAAAGUUAUUUUAUAACCAAACUUGGUUGAACAUGAACAAUACGACAAGAAGUCAAGUGUGAGAACUAAAAAAGAGUUUCAGUGCGAACGAAUAUAAAAGAAUAAAAUAUUGUUAGUAGUUAUUGCUUGAUAAAUGCUAGUGCUAUAAGCUACACUUGUCUGUGGUGCGACAUAGUUUGAUUUUUCAAGAAUAGCAUAGAAGAAGGUGAAUAGGUGAUGGCUCAAAGUGCACAUCUUCUGUUGCGUCUGGUGGCUUCUUCUGUAACUGCAGCUAACUCUGCGGGAAAGAUAGUUAGAGAUGUAAUGAAAAAAGGAGAUUUAGGAAUUGUUGAUAAAGGUAAGAAUGAUCUUCAGACAGAGGCGGACAGGUCGGCCCAGCAGUGUAUCGUGGGGUCACUGUCACGACUGUUUCCCUCAGUCAACAUCAUCGGUGAGGAAGGAGCUCCUACGUGUCCGUGCCCGGAGGAGUGGCUAGUGACUGCCAGUGACCCGGAGGUCCUUGCGCUAGCCUGUCCUGAUCAGUACCAUGACCUGGCAGAGUCUGAUGUCACUGUGUGGGUUGAUCCUUUAGAUGGCACUUCGGAGUAUACACAAGGUUUGCUGGACCACGUGACUGUCCUUAUCGGAAUUGCAGUAAAAGAACGAGCCGUAGCAGGUGUCAUCCACCAGCCAUUCUAUAACUACAAGAAUACUGGACAGGGACAGAUGGGACGAACUGUCUGGGGUAUAGAUGGAGUUGGAGUGGGGGGAUUCGACCCCAAGAGUCCUCCAGAGGGAAAACGCAUCAUCACAACCACAAGAUCUCACACAACUCCUCAAGUACAAGCAGCUCUCGACGCCCUCAAACCUGACGAGAUACUCAGGGUGGGAGGGGCUGGCCACAAGGUAAUGCUUCUGAUGGAGGGCAAGGCACAUGCCUAUGUGUUUGCCAGUCCAGGCUGCAAACGUUGGGACACUUGUGCACCUGAGGCUGUGUUGACUGCAGUCGGGGGAAAACUCACUGAUCUCCAUGGCCGACUCUACCCCUACGACAAAGACACUCCACCAGUCAACUCUCGAGGGGUGCUGGCCACUGCAAAUGCUGAUGACCAUGAGUGGUACAUAAAAAACAUUCCUCAAGAGAUCCGUCAAACGCUACAUUAAACAAUUAUAUUGGAUCUGUCUGUAAAGGCAAUGGUAUUGGGUACUAUAAAAAUAUGGUUUAACUAAAAAAAAUUGUUAUCUAUUGUUGUAUUUGUAUAUUUUAAUAAAUAAAAUCUAUUAUCUUAUCAA
Messenger RNA from Macrosteles quadrilineatus (aster leafhopper), 1428 nucleotides. RefSeq names its product 3'(2'),5'-bisphosphate nucleotidase 1. NCBI's taxonomy places the organism in Eukaryota, Metazoa, Arthropoda, Insecta, Hemiptera, Cicadellidae. Gene Ontology annotation, biological process: phosphatidylinositol phosphate biosynthetic process. Gene Ontology annotation, molecular function: 3'(2'),5'-bisphosphate nucleotidase activity. The record is from RefSeq and is a predicted model, not a curated record. The coding region runs from base 373 to 1299 and encodes 308 amino acids. The transcript has 6 exons.